Messenger RNA from Oncorhynchus kisutch (coho salmon), 4265 nucleotides. Its product is annotated as nuclear inhibitor of protein phosphatase 1-like. Bases 1216 to 2283 code for a protein of 355 amino acids. Lineage: Eukaryota; Metazoa; Chordata; Actinopteri; Salmoniformes; Salmonidae. The record is from RefSeq and is a predicted model, not a curated record. Gene Ontology annotation, molecular function: protein binding. The transcript is spliced from 11 exons.
CAAAUUUCAGCUCACUAGCAAAAUGUUAAACUGUCAACAGAGUGACUAACACCUACUUUCAAUCUCAUGGGGUAGUUCUCGUUAUCAAAUCUAAAAUCCCUCUUCCAACACACAUAUGGGUUCAAGGAUACAACAGAGGCUCUGAUAUGGGAAGUGAAUACAGGUACCACCAGUCCCCAGGUGGAUUCACCACCUCCCAGUCAGGACAGAAAACCAAGAGGUCAGCCCUCCAGAUGAUGUAGUGUCCCAGCUACUGUCUGCCACAGUUGCCAGGGAAGUCUUCAGUGUUGGAGACAUUGAGGUCAACCAGGGCCAAAGGUCAUUGUUGGCUUUCAACCGCUGUUGCCUUGAGGACCUGAAUUACGUCACCUCACAUGCUGGAGGUAGUGCAGCACAACAGGAACCUGUGUAGUGGUGGUAAUGCUGGGGACAGACGCAUCAACGUGCGGGCUGAGUACCAAUCAGAGCCAGGUGUUGAAUCUGCUCGAGCUGCUCAGACUCAAAAGCCCAGGGGCAUCAGUCAACAGGAGCUACACAUUAAGCAGGAUUACCUCAGCAUGACUGUCAUCAAGUAAUGGAUGUGCUUUCUUUAUUUGAAUGUGUUUAGUAGGGGGGAAAUGUUUUAAAUCGUAUAGAAAUGGGGAGUUUUGGUCUUAAUCCUUCGCCUUUACUCCAUGUAACCAGUCCUUGGAGUUACUAAUUAGUGAAGGCCACAUUUUCUCCACCAUUGACAAGCAUUUCUGGUCCACUACGGGCUAGAGAAUGUCUUCUGUUGUUUCAGGUCCACUCACAUGAAUGGCUAUUGGAAUUUGUUUAAUAAAACGACAGAACAUUUUGGUUUAUCAACAUGCAUGACUGAUACUUGUGAUGGGACCAGUUCUUUAGAAUGUAUUUGUUUAUUUAUUAUUUACACUCAUAGGGAGAUUUUGGUGAAUGUGUUGACUGUGCCCUUGUUUUAUUUUGUUUGAGGUCCUCAAUGGUAUGUGACAGCUGAUGCACAGUGUAAAAUGUUGAUUGGCUAAACGAAUACUUGCAAUGAAAAUAAAUCAUUUUGCUGUCUUGAUUAGUAAAAUAAUCAACAACAACAUGGUGACAAACGUCAAAAUAACACUUUAUUGAAAAUUAGCCUAUUUCAUCAUAAACUACGAUACCCAGCUUUCUACAGACUAACCUGAAGUCCUCACUUUCCCAGAAUUCACUAGUACACGGUGUAAGAUGGCAGCAAACUCUAGCACUAACACACCUCUUUUUGACUGCCCGUCAUGGGCAGGGAAACCUCCCUCUGGACUCCAUCUAGAUGUUGUGAAGGGAGACAAGCUAGUAGAGAAGCUAAUCAUUGACGAGAAGAAAUAUUAUCUGUUUGGGCGGAAUCCAGACGUGUGUGACUUCACCAUAGACCACCAGUCGUGUUCGCGUGUCCACUCAGCCCUGGUCUACCACAGACACCUCAAGAGGGUUUUCCUGAUCGACCUCAACAGUACUCAUGGUACGUUUCUCGGUCAUAUCCGUCUGGAGCCCCACAAGCCCCAGCAGGUGCCCAUCGACUCCACUAUGUCGUUCGGGGCGUCCACACGGGUCUACACCCUGAGAGAGAAGCCCCAGCCCCAGAUCAGCACCAUACCUGGGGGAGAGGUGAAGGCAGGGGAGGAUGAGGAGCUCAAAGGACUAUUGGGUCUACCUGAGGAGGAGACCGAGCUGGAGAACCUGACAGAGUUCAACACGGCCCACAACAAGCGUAUCUCCACCCUGACCAUUGAGGAUGGAAACCUGGACAUCGUGAGGCCCAAGAGGAAGAGGAGGAGCAGCAGGGUCUCCUUCAGCGAGGAGGAGGAGGUCAUCAACCCAGAGGACGUGGACCCGUCAGUAGGGCGCUUCAGGAACAUGGUACAGACUGCUGUUGUCCCUAUCAAGAAGAGGAAGAUGGAGGGUCACGCUUCACUAGGUCUGGAGGACUCUGUGGCCAGACGCAUGCAGAACUUCCCCUUCAGUGGAGGGCUCUAUGGAGACCUCCCACCCACCAGUGGAGAGGCCGGAUCCCUCCCCGCCGCGGCCCAGGCUGGAGCUACUAUCCUGGGGGGCCUGCCGCUGGUCUUCCCUAACCCUGCUCCAGAGGUGGACCUCUCCCCCACCUCAGCCUCAGCACAGCCCUCCGUCACCCUCAACCCUGCUGCUAACCCUGCCCCUGGACCAUACACGGCCGAGGCGCUCAACGAACCACGCAAGAAGAAAUACGCCAAGGAGGCGUGGCCAGGGAAGAAGCCCACGCCUUCUCUUCUGAUAUAGGUCGUAUUCAAAAUGGCACCCUAUUUCCCUUAGUGCACUACAAAGUUAAUGCACUAUAUAAGGACUAGUGUGCCAUUUCAAAUUUGCACAUAGCACCUCCCUGGACAAUGUAAUGGGAGGGGUUAGUAUUAGUUAGGAGAGUGGUUACAUCUCUGAACAACCAAUCAAUCAAAACUUCCUGUACUGUACAAGCUGUGACAAAGGGAUAUAUAAGCAACCCUGAUAUAGGGAGACGUUUGUAAAAAAUAAUAUAUUAUUAUGGUUUGGAUGUUUUUGUUGUUGGUCUGUCUGCUUCAAACGUAUAUUAUAACAUGUUUUUUAUUGCUCAUCUCACUUGUACUGACAAAGUAGUGUCUGUCUGAGCUCAGAUUAUAAUGCUAUUUAAACUAAUUUAACCUAUACACAUACGCAGGCUUCUUGAAGCUUAUCAUACGACUUACUGUGACAGAUUGGUGCAUAUGAACCAUUUGUUUUCCAGGUUUAUUUAUUCUAAACUAAAUGAAACACCGCUCUGUUACAAAAACAAUCUUAUAAAUUUGCUAUUCACUCUGAAUUUGUGGAUAUUUUAAGUGCCGUUGGUUUCACUGAAAACCAUGUUACUGUCAAGACAGGGUAACGUUAACCAGACAAAGUCCGCUAGACAUUUUAGUAAUCCACUCAGAGAAGGCUAUGAACCGAGGGUCAAAAUUGUCUUUAAAGAAAUUAGGAAAAAACAAACCAGUUUGUGUGUGAGACAGUCGUUAUGUUUUUGCUAUUUUUAUACAAUUAUUCGGCAGUUGGUUGAAAUGGAACCCAUUAUUGGCAGAUAUGUAUGAAAUUCAGUUUUAUUUUUUUAUUUGAACCUUUAUUUAUUUAACUAGGCAAGUCAGUUAAGAACAACUUCUUAUUUUCAAUGACGGCCUGGGAACAGUGGGUUAACUGCCUGUUCAGGGGCAGAACAACAGAUUUGUACCUUGUCAGCUCAGGGAUUUGAACUUGCAACCUUUCGGUUACUAGUCCAAAGCUCUAACCACUAGGCUACCCUGCCGCCCCAGUUAACAAGAAUACAUUUAAAAAAUGUUUAAACAGUGACAUGAUGGUAAUUACAAAUAUCAAACAAAGAUAUGAAUUGUAUAAUAAACAGUAAUAAUCCAUACUCCUCUCUCUGCUGUGUGAGAUGAGAUGAUGGUGGGAAAGGAGGAUUCGUUUAGUCCCUAGAGAAAUCUCCCACUGGGUCUCUGCUGUGUUGCUUUCAUGUCCCCAGUUUUACCUUUUUACUUUACACGACGCCAUCUACUGAGAAAGCUCCUGGGAUGGCUAAUUAAGAGAUUUUUCAGCUUAUUAAUGGAUUUUUCAGCUAACUGAAUGUGAUUGUCUGUUCUGGGAACACGUCAAAUGUGUCAGUUGCUCUCCCAAGGUGAUGAGUUUUACUCAUGUCUCUCUUUUUGUUUCUGAUUAUUACUUGUGGGUUUGUUACAAAGCAAAAACAAAAGCAAUCUGUCCUCAAAACCAAUCUGUAGUUUUAUAGGAGUAAGAAUAAAUCUAUUAAAUUGUUGUACUCCCAUAGGUCACUGCUACUUCAUACACGAUGAAGGGUGUUUAUCCUUCACAAUAUCCAUUUGAUGCGCAAGCUGUCGACAGUGUCAAAUUCUAAUCUACAAUGUGGCUCAUUUUUAUUACUUGUAUUUCCAUGGUCAAUGCAGUGUUGGAUUCUACUAGAUUCUGACAACAUGUCGCUCAUUUUGAAUGUUGUGUUCUUAUAAUUGUUGAUCUCUUUUCCACCAGAGGGCAACAUGUGUACUGUGAUCUGCUCUCUUUUGUUGACUCUAGAAACAACCCGAUGUCUUCCUACCUCAAUGGAUUACUAUCAUCUCAUGCCAGUUGUUUCACAAAUGUUCUCCAUCUAGGAAGGAAAAUGAGAUCAUUAUUAGGUAGAUGCAUCCAUUUAGGAAAUAUAUUAUUAUAUAUUAUUGUUAGUGUUCUGUACCAAUGAAUAGAUGGUA